UUUCUUCCCUAAAAAUUUUCUCCGCUUUUCAACUUCCAUCUACCCAACCGGCCAAACCCUAAAAGGCAAAUCAAAAUCUUUCUUUCUCUCGCGCACUAUAUUUGUUAUUAUUAUUCAAUGUCUGGAACCCUAGCUUUCUCUACCGGGAACUCUAUCCUGUUCCCGACGGAAAAUCGCAUUUCCGCCAUCGGGGUCUCCAGAUCUCACCGUUCCAUCUCUUUCACCUCCCGUGGUCCGUCUAAAACCGCGAUUCAAGCCUUUGCGCAGACCGCCACAAGAACAAGGGCCGAUGCGGUGAAGAAAUCAGCCAACCUUUACCAGAUACUGCGUGUCAAGGAAACUGCCUCGCCGAUUGAGAUCAAGGCCGCUUACCGGAGUUUAGCAAAGCAGUAUCACCCGGACGCCUCCUUUUCCUCGGAGCCCGAUGCUUCUGAUUUUAUCGAAAUCCACAACGCCUAUGCCACAUUAUCCGAUCCGAUGGCUAGGGCCCGCUAUGAUCUUUCGAUUGGUUCUACAAGGCGGUUUAGCUACGCAGCUGCUAUGGCCACUGGUUUCUCUGGUCAGACGCGAAGGUGGGAAACCGAUCAGUGCUGGUAGACCGAGACCGACCUCUCUAUUUCUCCAUUUGGAAUUGCAAUUUUGCAACCUUGCAAGCAGAAGCUAGAAAAGCCUCGCCACAUUGUACAAAGUUUCAUUACGUGGCACAGGGGUUUUGAUUAUUUAUUCGGCUGUAACUCUUUAAGCAAACGAAAAGAAAAAGGGCUUUAAGCCCAUUCAGAAUCAGUGAAUCAUCCUAUCAAUGAUAAUCCUUCCUGUCAAAUGCAUCUCCUUCUCCAUUUGGAAUUGCAAUUUUGCAACCUUGCAAGGAGAAGCUGGAAAAGCCUCGCCAUAUUGUACAAAGUUCCAUUACGUGGCACAGGGGUUUGGAUUUUGGAUUUUUUGUCCUCCCCCUUUUGAUUACUUAUGGGGAGAUUGAAUUUUGAUUAUUUAUUCGGCUGUAACUCUUUAAGCAAAAGAAAAGAAAAAGGGCUUUAAGCCCAUUCAGAAUCA
This is a messenger RNA of Nelumbo nucifera (sacred lotus), 1050 nucleotides long. The record is from RefSeq and is a predicted model, not a curated record. Lineage: Eukaryota; Viridiplantae; Streptophyta; Magnoliopsida; Proteales; Nelumbonaceae.